CCUGUGCCCGUUUACAAAUUCAUAGAAGUUAUUGUCAAUAGUUAAAAUCAUAAUAUUUUAGCAUUUGUUUAGAUCAUAUGCGCCUUCGUAUCAGUAUUAAUAAUGAGCAAAUGGAUUAUAAUAAAACAAAUAGUGGUUAAAAUACAACCAGUUCUAUUUUUAGAACUUUCGGUUUUCCAAUUUGAGUAAUCAAGCGUUUCGUAUUUUCACGUAAGGAAGUCAUGUUUAAGGUGUUUACGAUUUUAUGGAUUAAAUCGAAGCAACUCAAGUACCGGUAACAAUGUUCCACGACGUGAAAGGCGAAAACGUCAAAUUUGACAGUAGUCGGAGCACGGCCUCCUGGACACCGGUCAAAAGCGGCGGAUUGACCUUCGUCUCGACCCCGCUUACCUCCGAGCGACCUUUGACCUUGACGCUGGAUGGCUCGGGCGCGGUGGAGCUGGGAAUCACGUGCACGGACCCGGCCUGUUACCAGGAUAGGGUCCCGGAGACGGUCGACAAAAUACGGGAGUACUCGUUUCUCAAUGAUAUCAAGAUCCACAGACGGAAGUGUGAGAUGGUCAUACAGCUGGACGAGAACUUACAGGAAGUGAUCACGAGCUACGGAGGCGGACAGUACAAACAUUCCAUCGCACCUUGCCGUAACUACUUCGUGGUUGUGGAUGUGAAAUUUGGGGCCGUGGAUAUGAAACUGGAUGGACCAGACGGCAACGUGCCGGUGGAGUUUUCGGAGUACCACGGCCCCAACAUCAAGCUCCUAAACAACCCCGCGGCGGUCACCAGCCUGACCAAGAGCCCCGCCUCCGUGUGCUUCUAUAGCGACCCAUUGACCCCUGACCUCCAGCUGGCGCUCACAUGUACACCCCGGGGCUACCAAAGUACAAUCCCGGGCAGGUACUACCUUCUGCUACGCUACGUAAAGAUGGAGCCCCGCCAAUUCCACAUCCGGUAUCCUGGGAAAUUUAUCAUCCAGCGCUCUGAAAGUGCCGACGUUUCCGACGGCGACUGGUCUCAAAUAGAAAAGUUGGAGAAGGAAGAAUGCACGGGCAAACCCGUCGGGCUCAAAUUCACCGGAUGCGCACUUGAACUCCGGUCUUCGACGGGCAAGCAAAAGUCGAUAAACUGCAAUUUACAAAAGGGGGAACAAGUCUGGCUCGCUUUGGAGCUUUACGGGAUUUCUGUGCAUAUUGAGACUGGAAACGGCUCGGAGUUGUUUCCGUGUCCGGGAAUCCCGGAAGAGCUGCCAGAAUGUCACGCAAUGAGUGAAAGGUGCGAUUCGGUGGAGGAUUCACUAGAUAUGGUUCUUCCGACAAGUGGGCGAAGUCUCGUAACUUACGUUCCGCCCCCACCGACGCCAUCAGCGCAGCCGCCGCAGCAGCCUCAACCAUGCAGGAUAGGAGACCCAGUGUGGCUAAAAGACGCCAUACAAAAGAACUUUACAACCAUACUGAAAACCUUCGUAGCGACACCUUUUGUGGACUUUUUGUACGAGUCGGAUAUGAUAACUGUGGAAGAAAUGGAAAAAGUUCACAGUCUAACAACCAGCGCAGCUGCGCGGUACGUCUUGAUUGAUAUUCUGUCUAAGCGACCGGUCAGCAAAAAAGCAGUUGAACGUGCUUUAAAGGAGACUAAACAAGAUUUUCUGAUGGAUAUCUUGUUUUCAAAUGCGAAAGAAUGAUAAGACUUGCUUUUGUUUUAUUUUUUGUUUAACCCCACUGAUGCUUUCUUGAUUGUUUUAUAAACACAUUCAUGUGCUUAAAUAGGUGUUACAAGAGGUAAAAUAUUCCAUGGAUGCGUACGUAAUACCGGCAUAUUUGUUUUCUUAACAGCUUCUUUUCAUAUUUUUAAUAAUAUUUGAUAUGUCAGUUUGUAUGCAUUUUCAAGUUAACUGCCUUCUGACAGUUCUCUCUGAUGUCGUAUAACUCGUGCAUUUUAAAUUGAUUUUUAGUGAAUUCUUGAUAUUCUUUUUGGUCGUUAUAUGUAGGCGAUUGAUGUUAUUUACAAACAUUAUAUCAGUUCGAGUCCAUGAGCGAUUGUAUGCUUUAAAAACGUAACAAAAGUAAAAGCCUGCGACUAGGUAAAUAUCACGUUUUGAUUAAAAUGGAUAAAUAUAUGCUUGUUUUUUUGUAAUAACUUUAUUUGAUAUUUGAUUUUGGUAAUAUGUUUUGAGAAUGUAUGGGAAUCUCGUCAUAGUGAUUAAUAACGACGGCAUGCAAACUUUGCAAAGAUAAUGAUUGUGAACCAUGUCUGGAGAUUAUUUACACGUAUUUGUUAAGUAUUAAAUGUAACUUAAUUAAUAAUCAACGAAUACAAUAUAUUCAAUAUCGUUA
Molecule: messenger RNA, 2330 nt
Organism: Dreissena polymorpha
Lineage: Eukaryota; Metazoa; Mollusca; Bivalvia; Myida; Dreissenidae
Exons: 5
Coding region: 281-1678 (465 amino acids)
Biological process (GO): regulation of apoptotic process
Source: RefSeq, a predicted model, not a curated record